Molecule: messenger RNA, 3921 nt
Organism: Symbiodinium sp. CCMP2592
Lineage: Eukaryota; Dinophyceae; Suessiales; Symbiodiniaceae
Source: the annotation of a GenBank genome assembly
AUGGCGGAGCAGGGUGUCCUGCUGGAAGGCGACGACAUGUGGCACAUGCGAGACAUGUGCAGGACAGUGGAGCGAGCCAUCGACCCACCCUACGAGGGCUUGGUCAAACGGCUGCAGCAUCGGGUGCUCGACUACAGGGCUCGUUGCGAGUUCGCCCUCACUGAGCAGAUGAACUGGAAGAAGGAGCGCCGAACUAUCCAGGAACAAUGCUUUGAGCUCCGCACCUCCCUGGAGGCGGAAAGGGACCGAGUUCUCCAACAGACCACGAAGCGCGCCAACAACUCCUUGGCCAUCGGUGUAAUGACUGGAGGAAGCGUCCGCAGUGGCCGUGCCUCUGUGAAACUCGGGCAAGACGCCUUGGCGAUGAUGAAAGAGUCUGGUGAGCAGGAUUCUGGCACCCUUGACAUGGCUGCCGCAGCCAUCAUGAGGACUCGCUUCGGCGGCCUCUUCAUUGCAGCUCUCAAGGAGAUGAUUCCGCUGCAGGGAGAUGUUGCCAAUAUCACCUCUCAGUUCGGCAGUGGCUGUGGCACUUUCUUCAAGUUCUACUCCUACUUGCUGUUGCUUGCAAUGCUGGCGACCUUCUUCUUUGCGCCGCUGCUUCUGAACCACUUCGCGGAAAACCGCGGCACCUUCAGCGAGAGGAUGUGUGGCUCUUAUUUGCCUUGCUUCUUGUUUCUCGGCAGCUUCUACAAAUCGAGCGGUGUUGCCGUCGAGCAGUGGGUGACGGCAGUGGAGCUCAAGCCCUCGACUGGGAAUACGUCUCUCUCAAUGCUCACCGACAUUGGGCGCGAAGCCUUCGACGAGAAGUUCGCCGCCUGCCCGAUGGUUAGAUUUGUCCGAGACUGCCGCGUGCAAGCUCUGUUCGCCGGCUUUUUGGACAACAGCACUGGCUUAAGUGCGUAUGACGUCUUUACCAGCUCCUGGCAAAACAUGCCCGGGACGCAGAACCAGGAUUGGGUGAUCUACAGCCGACUCGCUGAUGUGAUUCAGGCAGAGACACCCUGGCCUUCCUGCAGUGUGAACGAGACCUUGGCCGGACAAGGUUUUCCGGGCAUCUGCAAGUUCAGUCCGGCAUCGCAGCUCACCGGCAGGUGGUUCGCCUCGGCAGAGACCUUCGAAGGCAACUUGCCGAAGCAUGGCUUGCAGCUGGAGCUCUGGAAUUCUUCGACAAGGUGCUUUGUCGAAACGCGAGCUGACGUUCGAAACAUGGUCGGGGGUCUUCCAGUGACUGUGGAAUCAUCCGGGAAAGACCUAUGGAUGGCAUUUUGGUAUUUCUUCGGCAACAUGGUCUCGAUCAUCUUCGCCGUGCUCUUCUUCUUGGGUUGGUGGCAGAUGACUGAGGCCACCUACAACUACGAGCAGUUCACGGAAAGCCUCGAGCCAAAAGGUUGGAGCUCUCUGCUUCUAGGCCUCUGGAACUUCCGGCUGAACUCAGAGUCGGACCGGGAGAUCUGGAAGCAAACGAUGGUAAGCCAGCUACGAGCUCAGUUCCGCGAGGAGAAGGACAAUGAGAAGGCCAGAAAGCGAACACUCAUGGACGUGUACUUCCUGGUGCUGAAGCGUCUACUAGGAUUUCUGCUGAACCUUGGCAUCAUCGCUGGACUCUGGAUCGCGAUCUGGAUCUGCAUCAGAGAUCGCACGCAACUGGUGGAUAGCCUUGCUGGCUCCUUCGAGCAAUGCUGCAACGCUCGAGGUCUCGGAGAGUGGCUGGGAGCCACUCUAGCACCGCUGCUGGUAACCGGCGCGGGGGCAGUUCUCCCGCCAGUGACGGAGCUGCUGACGAGCCUGGAGGCGUGGCCGCAGAAAUACCGGGCCCAGCUGAACAUCUACCGCUUCUUUCUGGGCCAGAUCCUGACUGCCGGGCUUUAUGCCGCCAUCUGCCUCGAGUUGCUUUACGAUUGGCCAAUCUGGACCAGUGGCGAUUUGGUGCUACAGCCCCAAGUCGAGCCUUGUGGGGCUUACCCAUGCAAGGCAGACCAUGCAGGAGCCGAAAUGCUCUCUCUGGUGGUUACCGAGUUCACUUUGAUGAUGGUGAAGCCCCUGGCCAAGUUGUGCUGGGCCCUCAUCCGGCACAACCUCCAGAAGCUCAUGGGCAGAAAAGGCAACUUCCCGUGGCCCGUCUUUGAGAUCCAAGACGAUGCAGUAAAUGUUGUCUAUUUCUCCGCCUUGCUUUGGAUGUGCCUAUCCACUGUGCCGUACAUGGCCGUGAUCGGGCCCCUGCUGCUGUACUUGCACUUCAAGUGGCUGCGUUUCAACCUUACCUUCCUCAUGAGGCGGCCAUUCAUCACGGACACCACUGGCCUACUGGUGACGCUCCAGCGCAUCACCUGUAUCAACUUCAUUGCAAUCGGUCUUCUGAUGAUGUCGCAGCUCAUCAUCACGGUGCCCUAUGAGCCGACCUGUGGACCUGUCGACGGCUUCCGAGCCGCAGGCCCCAUGAUCUGGUACCUCGACUUUCCGCUGAAGGAAGUCUGGAUGGGUGUCUACCAAGUCACUUUGGAGAACCGGGGCUCUCUCUUGGCAGCUCCUCGGAAUCCUGAGAAGAUCCGCUCCUCCUUUGGGUGCUCCUCAAAGGUGGUCGAGCAGAUGUCGGGCGUUGCGAACCGACACGCGGCGCAGUGCGUGGAACCCGGGCUUUUCGUGCCUCUGAACUGGGGCUCCGUUGCCUUUGCGCUGGUUGGCGAUGAGAAGCAGCUCCCUGCCACCAUCCUCUCCAAGAAAGCAUCGCAGUUGGACCUGGGAGUGUCAAUCUUCGAGCGUUUCGUGCGAGAUGAGAUUGUCUCCCUGGGCAACGGCUUCGUCCAGCUGGACGAGCAGCAGCGAAUGCAUCCUUCGAUCGCACGGUUUCCAUGCGAUGCCUUCUACGGCGGAACUAUACGAGACGGUGCGGCGAUGUCCAAGCGCGAGCCCAUUCCUGGGUUUCCUUGGCCCGUGCCCGGUUGCCAUGUGGCCUUCGUCGAAUGCGGCUACAUGACCGGAGAGGAAGGAAGUCUGGGUGGCAGUCACUCCAACUACAAAGAGGCCAAUGUACUCCUGACGGUGCUGAAGCGCUGCCUCGCUGAGGGCACCUUGCCCAGCCAGGUGGGCAUCAUCACCGGCUACUCCGCCCAGCAGGCUCUGCUUCAGAAGGAGGUGGCCAAGUUGGGCCUGCCUGGCUUGAGAGUGGAUACCGUGGAUGGCUUCCAGGGAGCAGAGCGCGACCUGAUCCUUGCCUCUACUGUCCGCUCUCACUACAAAGUUGGCUUUAUGCGCGAUCCGCGCCGGGUCAACGUACUCUUGACCCGAGCCAAGCGGGGCCUCGUGGUGUUUGGAAACGGCACAACUCUGAAUUCCGAGAUGGAGACAUGGCGACCUUGGUUGACGUGGAUUCGCGAACAGGGCGCCGAAAUGUCCGCCGAGCAGCUGGUGGGCGGUCCGGACUUCUCCGGAGGCCUCGAUGAGCCCUGGGGCGAGGAUCCUUGGGAGGCACCCCGGCUGCCUGUGCCGAACGACGACAGGACCAUGCCCGUGACAUCUUCGCCAGCCCCUAGGCCGCUUCCACCUGCUGCCUUCCCGUCUUCCAAUCGUCCGGCGUCCUUCCCACCGGUCUCCACGGCACCCAGUCGGCCUGCAUCUUUCCCACCCGCGGCGACCGCUGCGUCUGGGCCGAUCGGGCCGAUACGGCCAUCGCAAGCAGCCUCCUUUCCAACAGCAAGGACAUAUGCUGCUGCUGCCCACAGCGGGACUAUCGACGAGGUGCCGUUCCAGCCGGACCGCAAGCUCGAAGAUCUUGUGGCAGCCAAGACGGCGGUAAGCCAGCCUGCUCCGGCUGCGUGGCUCGAGAAGGACAACUGGACGGAGUAUGCGGCUGAAGAUGGAAGGAUCUGGGAGCACAACGAGGUCACUGGAGAAUCGAGAUGGAAGGAGACUGAGAAGUUGUGA